AUGAGAUGGAUAUCCGGAGUCUCGACCGCAGCCACAGUGCUGCUUGCCACCACAGUCUCAGCCCAGACAUGGAGCAAAUGUAAUCCUCUCCAGAACAGCAACUGUCCCAGCGACGAUGCCCUCGGCAUGAGCAUCGACAUCGACUUCUCCAAAGGCGAGGUGAACUCCUUCGCAGCCUCCGGAUCGCCCAAAUACGACAGCGAGGGCGUCUCUUUCACCGUCGCCCGCGCCAAUGACGCGCCGCAGCUGGCAUCCCUCUUCUACAUCAUGUUCGGCCGCGUCGAGAUCACGAUGAAGGCUGCUCCCGGAGCCGGUAUCGUAUCGUCGCUCGUUCUCCAGUCCGACGUGCUCGACGAGAUCGACAUUGAAUGGCUCGGCUCCGAUAAUGACGAGAUCCAGUCAAACUACUUUGGAAAGGGCCAGACGACCUCUUACAACCGCGGCGAGUUUCACGACGUGACAAACACGCAGGGCGAGUGGAUUACAUACACCAUCGACUGGACCAAGGAUCGCAUCGUCUGGAUGGCUGGCGGCACUGUCGUCCGAACCCUCAACGCUGGCGACGCCGAGGAUAAUCAAUACCCUCAAACUCCGAUGCAAGUCAAGUUUGGCGCCUGGGCUGGUGGUGACCCCAAUACAAACUCCGCAGGCACCGUCAAAUGGGCCCGUGGACCGACAGACUACUCCAAAGGUCCCUUCACCAUGAAGGUCAAGAGUGUCGUUGUCACGGACUACUCAACUGGUGACGAGUACAAAUACAAGGACACAUCUGGCUCCUGGGAGUCAAUCGAAUCUGUCGGCGGUGAGAUCAACGGCAACGAAAACGGCGAUGCAAUGACCGUCACUGCUACCGCCCAAGGAACUGUCGCUACAGCAGAUGGAAACGUUCCUGUUGGAGGUAUCGCCGAGGACGGAAGUCCCGCUACAGCUACACAGACGGGAUGGCCCUGGACCGGCUCCCGACCCUCUGGCGGAGCUAUCCCCGAAGGCUGGAGGCUCAACGCCAAGGGGAAAAUCAUCCCCGCCGAGAACAGCGCCUUCGUUCUUCAGCCUUUACACAGCGUUAUUGCUGUUAUACCCUUCUUGGCCGGCAUCAUGACAUUAGCUGGUCGUUUCUUCUAG
This is a messenger RNA of Fusarium fujikuroi IMI 58289, 1122 nucleotides long. RefSeq names its product related to CRH1-family of putative glycosidases might exert a common role in cell wall organization. The transcript is spliced from 2 exons. Gene Ontology annotation, molecular function: glycosyltransferase activity; hydrolase activity, hydrolyzing O-glycosyl compounds. The record is from RefSeq and is a predicted model, not a curated record. Lineage: Eukaryota; Fungi; Ascomycota; Sordariomycetes; Hypocreales; Nectriaceae. Bases 1 to 1122 code for a protein of 373 amino acids. Gene Ontology annotation, cellular component: fungal-type cell wall. Gene Ontology annotation, biological process: carbohydrate metabolic process; fungal-type cell wall organization.